AUGUCUAAUCUCUCAGACUUUAGCCUCCUCUCAUUCGAUGUCUAUGGCACCCUCAUCGACUGGGAAACAGGCGUCCUCAAUGCACUCAAACCUCUGAUAGGAAACCGCAAAGAUGAGUUCAACAGAGAUCAGCUCUUAAAAGUCUACGCCGAGGCCGAAGCUGCCCAGCAAGAAGCCACUCCUGACUUGAAAUACUCUGACCUUCUCGCUACCAUCCACCCUAAAGUCGCCGAGAAACUUCACCUCCUAGAACCAACUGCAGAGCAGAAUCAAGCAUUUGGCAAUUCUAUUGGCUCGUGGCCUGCAUUCCCUGACACUGUCGAUGCUCUUCGUCGUCUUGGAAAGCAUUAUAAGCUUGUUGUUCUAUCCAAUGUAGAUCAUGAGUCUUUCUCGGGAAGCCAUACAGGACCUCUACAGAAUGUCCCAUUCGAUCUAGUCAUCACAGCGCAAGAUGUUGGUAGCUAUAAACCCAACUUGCAAAACUUUCAGUACCUCCUACGAGAAGUUAAUGAGAAGUUUGGUAUUCCCAAAGAGAAGAUUCUUCAGACUGCUCAGAGCCAAUUCCACGACCACCAACCUGCCAAGAUCAUGGACAUUAAAUCGUGCUGGAUUGAGAGACCUGGUGCUUUGAUGGGAAAUCGUGAUUAUCCUAUCUACGACUGGAAGUUUCCUACACUUGGAGAUAUGGCCGAUGCUCUGGAGAAGGAGCUUUUCGAUAAGAAAUAA
Fusarium coffeatum is the source of this 726-nucleotide messenger RNA. RefSeq lists its product as uncharacterized. The transcript has a single exon. The coding region runs from base 1 to 726 and encodes 241 amino acids. The record is from RefSeq and is a predicted model, not a curated record. Lineage: Eukaryota; Fungi; Ascomycota; Sordariomycetes; Hypocreales; Nectriaceae.